ACUGGCCUAUCCCCAGGCUACGUUUGCUGUCAGAGGGGAAAACAGGAAGCUGACGGGUGUGUACCACUGCAAUCCAACCUCCCACUUUUUCUACCUGCUUUUUCUUUCCCUCGACCAAAGAAGCGCUGGAUACACCUAUCGUCGUCCUUCUCCUGUCUACUUUCUUCACAGCAGUGUAAAUGGCCUCUGGAAUAGCGGUCCACGAUGACGUCGUUCACACGUUUGACAAGAUCAGGGUUCGCCUCCAGGGGGCUGACAAGCAGGAGCAGCUGAAACUGGUGCUCUUCAAGAUCAGCGACGAUGGGAAAUGUAUCAUCGUGGACGAGGACAAAUGCCUGAAGGUCAAGGACCUGAACGGGGAGGAGGACGUAUUCAGGAAGAUCGUCAACAUGAUGCCGACAGAUGACUGCCGCUAUGCCCUGUACGACUGUUCCUGGGAGAGCAAGGACAGCCCCAAAGAGGACCUGGUCUUCAUCAUGUGGGCUCCAGAACACUCAACGAUCAAGAAGAAGAUGAAAUACGCCAGCUCAAAGCAAUACAUUAAAGCAAAGUUCCAAGGUCUGAAGUUUGAGUGGCAGGUGAACGACAUGUCAGACGCCAAAGACAGCUCCGUCUUCAUCGAUAAACUGGGAGGGAGAGGAGUCGUUAAAAGACUGGAGGGGAGAGAGGUCUGAGGUCCUGACUCCUGACGCCGCCGUACAACACGGAAUCAAAACCAGACCUGGAUUCAAAUACUAUUCCAAAUCCUUCAGAUAGUUUCAGCGUUUGCUUAAGGCUGCUUAAGAGUGCCAGGUGGGCAGGUUUUUGAACAUUUAGGGAUUUUCUACUGAUUGCAACAGGCAAGCUCAGUCAAGCACAGCAAAAGUAUUUAGAAUUAUUUUGAAUAGUUCUUGAACCCAGGUCUGUUCAAAACACAGAAGCAGCCCACUGCCGGUGUCUCCAACUGAACUGUCCAACGACAGAGUGUGGUAGUUGAUUUGGUCUUUGUAGAAACAUGCCUUGGUCAAUGAAAUAGUUACUCAUGUAGUUGAUACAUUUUACAUUUUUCCAGACGUGACUGCUCCACGAUUUAUACAAAUUCACAUGCAUUUCCUGUAUCUUGGGAUCCUGGUAUCAUCUUUGAAUGUGCUUUUAUUUGUGGUAUCUUGUGUCUAUUGACUCUGUUCCAGAACAAUCAUGUGAUUUUAAGCAUACCGUUGAUAUCACACCUUCCAUGUUUGCUGAUGUUUUGUUUGAAUUGGAAAAUGUCACAAUAAUAUUGUUAAAAAAGGAAGAUACCUCCACAGAAUGUCGAUGGCCACCACUUUAUAAUAAAGAGGAACUGGAUUUCCAGUAAA
Molecule: messenger RNA, 1337 nt
Organism: Oncorhynchus mykiss (rainbow trout)
Lineage: Eukaryota; Metazoa; Chordata; Actinopteri; Salmoniformes; Salmonidae
Source: RefSeq, a predicted model, not a curated record